AUGCCAAGACCUGGUUAUGCGGUUGUUUAUGUCAUUCUUCUUUGCGCGUUGGCCAAAAGGGGCUCAGAGGGGAAGAGGUGGAAACCCGAGGAGUUUUAUAGAGACCAUGCUGCUUUAUCAAUGUCCCUUCAUUUAGAUGGAAAAAAGGCAGAGCAGGCGUGGAAACAUUGCAGGAAAGAAUUGAUAGAGAGGAACAAUAAUAUUGAAGACUUGAACAUGCAUCUAUUGGAAGGGAGUGAUGACAAGAGAUCUACUCUUUCAAUAGAAAAGGACAUACACAAAGCAACAAAAUUUCUGCCUCCCCAUAUGAAACAAUACUUUUUGGAUUGCAUAACAAACAGAAAUCCUCCUACUCCUGUUUCAGAAGAGCAGGGACAUAGUCUGAGGAAGCAUCAUGUGUCAAUCUUUGGUUUUAUAGGUGGUCAUAGAUAUUUGCUUUCCAAGCCAUCACCAAGCCCAGUUUCUGUUUCAUCAGCCAAAUCUCCAUCUCCAACUCCGAAGCUCCCAUAUGAAGAUUUGCCACUCUUUGUUCCAUCUCCACAACCUCCUCCAUCUCCUCUUCAUCAUGUUUUUGAUCCCAUACAUGAUAACAAACAAAAGAAGCCAAUCAUUUUUGCUUCCAUUGCAUCAGGAAUUAUAAUCUUAAUAGGCUUGUUACUAUGCUACCGUGAGGUAAGGAAGAGCAAAAAAGUUGAAAGAGAUGACAGGCCUUUACUCAUAUUAAGCUCAAGUGAUCUCUCUGGUGGUAUGUCUAUGUUUAGUUCACAGAGGUCUAUUGGUAUGGAAAAUUCUGAUAUGAAAGAAUCUGGUACUAGCUAUAGAAAGAACCCUUCUAUAAGGACUUUGUCCAUUAAGACUGAAGACAACAAUGCCUCAUUGGUUGAGACAACAUCAUCAUCAUCAGAUGGCAAGGGACAAGUACCAAACUCUCUAUUACAACCUCCUCCGGGAAGAUCAGCCCCUGAGCCUCCACCUCCGCCGCCUCCUGCUCUUGAGCCUCGCCCUCCGCCGCCUCCUCCUAGAGUAUCUCGGCCUCCACCUGCUCCUCCCAAACCAGUGGCAGGUAGAAAUCAAGAUUCACCUCUAGGACCACUUCAUUCCAGUGAUGGUGGUGAAUCUGAUGCUCCAAAACCGAAACUAAAGCCAUUUUUCUGGGAUAAGGUUGUUGCAAAUCCUGAUCAAGCAAUGGUUUGGCAUGAGAUCAGCGCAGGGUCAUUCCAGUUCAGUGAAGAAAAGAUAGAGUCUUUAUUUGGCUGCGCCAACCCGAACAGAAAUGAACGAAGAAAAGAGUCACCAUCUCUAGAACCUUCUAUCCAGUGCAUUCAGAUUAUUGACCCUAAGAAAGCACAGAAUUUAUCAAUUCUUUUACGUGCUCUGAAUGUAACCACAGAAGAAGUUAUUGAUGCCCUUAAAGAAGGUAACGAGAUUCCUGUUGAGCUCAUCCAAACAGUAUUGAAGAUGGCGCCAACAACGGAUGAGGAACUGAAGCUAAGGUUAUUCACAGGGGACGUUACUCAAAUUAGCCCUGCAGAGGGGUUUCUCAAGGCCUUGGUUGACAUUCCAUUUGCUUUCAAACGUCUUGAGUCUUUGAUGUUCAUGUUUACACUUCCAGAAGAAGCCUCAAGCAUUAAGGAGUGCUUUUCAACAUUAGAGGUUUCUUGCGACAAACUAAGAAAAAGCAGGCUCUUCCUAAAGCUAUUAGAAGCAGUUCUGAAGACUGGAAACCGCAUGAAUGAUGGUACCUAUCGUGGUGGUGCUCAAGCAUUUAGGCUUGACACUCUUUUGAAACUUGCAGAUGUAAAAGGAACCGAUGGCAAGACCACACUACUUCACUUUGUAGUUCAGGAGAUUAUACGUUCCGAGGGUGUAAGAGCGGUUAGAACAGCAAAAGCAAGCCAAAGCCAUUCUAGUAUGAAAACUGAGGAUUUCAUUGAGGACACCAAUGAAGAAUCAGAAGAGCACUAUCGUAGCCUUGGCCUUCAAGUGGUUUCAGGUCUAAGCAGUGAACUAGAAGAUGUGAAAAAGGCUGCAAUUAUAGAUGGUGAUGCACUAACAGCUGCAGUGUUUAAACUUAAUGUGUUAUUGAAAAAAGCUGAAGACUUGCUGAACAAUGAUUUGAAGAAUCUCGAAGAAGAUAGCGAGUUCCAACAUUCCCUGGCAAGUUUUGUGGAGAAAACAAAAGGAGAAGUGUCAUGGUUAAUGGAGGAAGAGAAGAGGAUAAUGGCUCAGGUUAAGAGCGCUGCAGAUUAUUUCCAUGGGAAUGCAGGAAAAGAUGAAGGGUUGCGUUUGUUUGUGAUUGUACGUGAUUUCUUGAUAAUGUUGGAUAAGGUUUGCAAAGAGGUGAAGGAUACAACAAUGAAGACAGGGAAGGCUUUUAUUUCCAAGAUAGAGGCUCCAUCCAUGUCAUCCUCUCCAGACAAGAGUCAUCCGUCACCUUCUGAUGUACAUAGGCGGCUAUUUCCAGCCAUAGCAGAGCGGCGAAUGCAUGACUCUAGUUCUGAUGAUGAUGAUGAUGAGAACCUACCUACAUAG
Gastrolobium bilobum is the source of this 2532-nucleotide messenger RNA. Its product is annotated as formin-like protein 3. Gene Ontology annotation, molecular function: actin filament binding. The coding region runs from base 1 to 2532 and encodes 843 amino acids. Lineage: Eukaryota; Viridiplantae; Streptophyta; Magnoliopsida; Fabales; Fabaceae. The record is from RefSeq and is a predicted model, not a curated record. Gene Ontology annotation, biological process: actin nucleation; actin cytoskeleton organization. The transcript has 6 exons.